AUGAACUUGCAGAAAGGCUUCAGCGUGUUACUGCUGGUCGUUUGCAGCAUUUUGAAUGUGAAGUGUGGAAUUCUGUACCCUGAAGAAGACUUCGAUACAGCCACGCCUUCCAUAAGGAAUGUCCCUCCUUCACUGCGAGAUUUGGUAAACAAAUUGAUGGAAGUCACUGAGAAACUAAACGGGGCUACGGACUCCGACGUUUCCUUCCACCCACUUGUCAGCAAGCAGGGCGAGUUCGAAUUUGGUCUUGGGGACAUCAAGGCUGACCCUUACGUGACAGGAUUGGACCUGAGCUGGUCCUCUACCCUGGACACCUGUAAACUGGUUAUUGCAGGAGACAACUUCAAAUUACACGGUAAACUGAGAUAUGGCUACACUUUCUUUGACCUUGACCAUCUGUUAACUGAAGGACAUUCUGUGCAAGAUAUUGUGGCUAAGAUUUUACCAUCUCCGCAUUGCCAAACGGAAGAUCCAUUCACGAAUUCGUUUUUGAUGGUCUACAGGAAUGUAUCCAAAUUGGAAUUAUUUCAAGAAUUGGAUAAUUUGACUGUAUCUCGAAUGAAAAGGGAUGUGGAAAAGCUCGAUUUCGGUAAAAGAAUUCCAAAGGAGACGAGUUCAAGCACGGAAAACUCCGGAUGUCGUCUGGUGCCCUGGACGGUGGAUUUUGUCAAAAUGAAUUGGGAUAGAUUUAUCAUGUCCCCAAAGACUUAUCAGGCCAACUCCUGCGAAGGGCAUUGUCCACCAAUGAGUAUGUUCCCUACAUCUAAUGACUUACAUUCUGUUUCUAGGCUAACAAAUUACGAGAUCUUGAGAAUACUUUCCGGGGAAAAACGAGGUGAAAAUCGUUGUAGACCUGCAAAAUUCGGUUCUCAAGCGCUCUUAUUUUACAUGUUACAUGAGACGCUGGUCCUAAAAACUGUACCAAACAUGCGAGUUCUAGAGUGCGAAUGCAAAUACUGCAGCUCAAAUUGACAUAGGACAAGUCUGGAAAAUUGAAUUCGUGGAAAACCGAUGUCAUUAUUCUUAAUGAACUGUUCACUGUAAAUAUAUGUGUUUUAUAGAGAAGUACUUUCAAUCAAAUGUUUAUUUAUUUAAGGAAUAGGCGUGUAGGUUGUUUUAUACUGUGCGUUGUGGUUGUAGGGGGGUAAUCUGUGUAUUCAACGGAGACGAUAAUAUAUAUAUAUAUAUAUAUAUAUAUAUAUAUAUAUAUAUAUAUACCUUGCAUACUUCUUUUCGUCCUUAUAUUUAUAUUUUGUAGUUUAACAUGUUAGCGGUAUAUGUACAGUCUGCUUCGUUUUUGUAAAUAUCGGAAAGCUGAAUUCUGUACUGACGUCCUAUGAGGGACAAGAUUUGGAUGCUUUGUAAUAAAAGUCAUUUAAUGCU
Messenger RNA from Ostrea edulis (European flat oyster), 1383 nucleotides. Its product is annotated as inhibin beta chain-like. Bases 1 to 972 code for a protein of 323 amino acids. Gene Ontology annotation, cellular component: extracellular region. Gene Ontology annotation, biological process: SMAD protein signal transduction. Gene Ontology annotation, molecular function: growth factor activity; cytokine activity. The record is from RefSeq and is a predicted model, not a curated record. The transcript is spliced from 3 exons. NCBI's taxonomy places the organism in Eukaryota, Metazoa, Mollusca, Bivalvia, Ostreida, Ostreidae.